GACUUUAGCCGUCUCGUUCGUUGGUAUGUGCUUGUGACCAGCAGCAUCAUGAAUUAGGAAGUCGUCCGGACUUGUCAUGCUCUUUAAGGGGGGGCGGAGACCCUGAUUAUUUCAAAUGCAGUGCGCGAUAUAUGCAUUCUUGUAUGCUGCGUGUAAAUUCAGUGCAAAAUGCAGUGAUUGAAACAUUAAUUUCGUCAUGUUAUUGGUGAGACGAGAAGGUCGUGCAGUACCUGGACGAUCGCUGUUUCGUGAGGCUGGAAACAUAUACUUUUAGGCAACAUAAUAAUACAUAAGGACUUUAAAGCCAUGCCUGGAAAACUAAAGGUUAAAAUUUGUGCUGGUCGACAUCUGCCUGUUAUGGACAGAGCCAGUGAUUUGACUGAUGCGUUUGUCGAGGUAAAAUUUUCAAACACAACUUUUAAGACAGAGGUAUAUCCAAAAUCGCUUAAUCCUCAGUGGAACUCUGAAUGGUUUAAAUUUGAGGUAGAUGAUGAAGAUUUGCAGGAUGAGCCUCUCCAGAUUACAGUUUUGGACCAUGACACAUACAGUGCUAAUGAUGCAAUAGGCAAAGUUUACAUAGAUAUUGAUCCAUUGUUAUGCAGUGAGGCUGCUACUGUUAUUUGUGGGUGGUUCCCAAUUUAUGAUACCAUUCAUGGUAUACGAGGAGAAAUCAAUGUUAGUGUUAAAGUGGACCUAUUUAAUGAUUUGAAUCGCUUUAGGCAGUCUUCUUGUGGUGUCAAGUUUUUUUGCAGUACUUCUAUUCCAAAGUGUUAUAAAGCAGUUGUUGUUCAUGGAUUUGUGGAGGAGCUAGUGGUGAAUGAGGAUCCAGAAUAUCAAUGGAUUGACCGAAUACGAACGCCAAGAGCAUCAAAUGAAGCUCGUCAGAGACUAAUUUCUCUAAUGUCUGGUGAACUUCAAAGAAAAAUUGGCCUGAAAGUUUUAGAAAUGGGAGGUAAUGCUGUUGUGGGGUAUCUGCAAUGCUUUGACCUAGAGGGUGAAUCUGGACUGGUUGUACGAGCGAUUGGGACUGCCUGUACUCUAGAUAAAAUAAGUAACACCUCUGCAGCUCAGCUUCCUGCAUGCAAUUCUCCAUCUAAAGAAAUUAAAGAGUCUCCACCGGUUCACCCGACAAGCCAUGGAUGUCGUUCGACCCACAACAGCCCAAUUCACACUGCAUCCGGCUCACGACUAACUCAGAGCUUCUCUGUGUCUGUUCCUACUCUCAUCUACACUGGUAUGAGACUGCUUAGGCACAGGAGCUGGGGAAAAAUGUGUAAACCACCAUUUCAUGAAGAUCCCAACCCUAAUACUUAUUCAUCAGGACCCUCCACCCCACUGAAAAACCAAACCUAUUCCUUUUCACCUUCCAAGUCCUACAGUCGACAGUCCUCCUCUUCUGACACAGAUUUGAGUUUGACACCUAAAACUGCAAAAUCCCCAAAGGGACCAAGGAUCUCCCUGUGUCCCAGCUCCCCUACCCUCUCCUCUGAUUUUCCAACUCUUAUAAACCCUUUUCAGCUUCAUUUGGGGUCUGGGACUACACACAGUCUUACUCCUCCCCACUCUGGCCAUGCAAGCCCUCUUGUGCUAAGGAAAAGUGUCUCUUUCAGUGAGGAUUUGCUUCUGGCUGCCUCUGGAAUGGGCAGUGGUGGAAGUGCUGGAAAAGACGGAGGACACUUGAAAACACUUUUAAGACAACAGACUCAGUCAGCACUUGAACAGAGGGAAUUUCCAUUUUUCACCUUAACAAGUUUUCCACUGGGUUUUCUAAUCCAUGCUGGUGGUGUAGUUAGUGCACGGUCAGUGAAGCUCCUGGACCGCAUUCACAAUCCUGCCUUUGUCGGAAUUAUGGGUAACACAAGAUCAUACAAACUGCUAGACUGGAAUAGUUUCACUGCAGAUGAGCCUGAAACACGUGAUGCUUGGUGGGAAGAAAUUAGACAAGAAAUCAAGUCGCAUGCUAAAGCAUUAGGAUGCCAUGCGGUGGUGGGGUAUAGCGAAUCAACAAGUAUUUGCGAAGAAGUUUGUAUACUAUCUGCAUCUGGGACAGCAGCGGUACUUAAUCCCAAAUUUCUUCAGGAUGGAUGCUUGGAUUGCUACAGUGAAAACAGGUUGUCAAGGCAGCCUACCUUCUUUUCCACAGGGUCAGAGAAGGGAGAGUUUGAUUUUUUUCUUCAGAGCAAGGAUAGUUCUUCCAUGUUAGGACUGGAAGACACAUCUCCUCCAAGCUGUGGAUUUUGCCAUAUACCAUAUGAUGAAUUAAAUAUGCCUUUUCCAGCACACCUUACCUACUGUUGUAAUUGUCGUAGACAGAAAGUUCCUGAUGUUCUUUUUACCACAAUAGACUUGCCAGUUGAGGCUGCAGUCACUGGAAGAGGAUGUCUUAUCCAGGCCAGACUGUGCCGUCUUAAGAAAAAAGCUCAAGGUGAAGCAAAUGCUACAGCAAUUAGUAAUCUUCUGCCAUUUAUGGAAUAUGAACUGCAUACUCAACUAAUGAACAAGCUGAAACUCAGGGGAAUGAAUGCUUUAUUUGGACUUAGAAUUCAGAUCAGCGUUGGAGAAAAUAUGUUAGUUGGUUUGGCAUCUGCUACAGGUGUUUAUUUGACAGCAUUACCUGCUCCUGGAGGUAUUCAAAUUGCCGGGAAAACUCCAAGUGAUAUAGCCUAUGAGCAGCAUAUUUCUAACAUUCAAAAGAAGAUAAAUGAUACUGUCUCCAGAAAUAAGGAACUUUAUGAGAUUCAUCCACUUGAAAUCAGUGAAGAAGUAAUUGGAUCACCAAUUCCGGAACCCAGACAACGUUCUAGAUUACUCAGGUCCCAUUCCGAGAGUUCAGACGAAGUUUCAGAGUUGGAUCUGUCUCACGGGAAGAAAGAUGCUUUUGUUCUUGAGAUUGAUGAUGCUGAUGCUGUGGAAGAUAUCCUUUCUUUAUUAACAGAUGCACCUCUGCCGACAGGUUUUUACAGCUGUAACACUGAAAACAUGCCGGGAAUUCACAACUGGACAUCCAGUAUACAGAUGUUUACCACAGUGAGAGUGUUCAGGCUGAAUAAUGUAAACUUAACAAAUCAAGGACUCAAUAAAAGUUUUAAUGACCUCUGUGAAAAUCUUCUAAAGAGUCUAUAUUUUAAGCUGCGUUCCAUGAUUCCAUGCUGUCUCUGUCAUCUGAACUUUACCGUUGCUGUACCAGAAGAUGAACUCAUUCAGGUGGCUGCCACUGCUGUUGCAAUGACAUUUGAUAAAGAUCAAGCUCAGGAGAUCCUAAAAUCUAACACAGCACCUAUGAAGGCUAUAUCUGAAAAUGAAGAACAACUCCAGUUUCCAAUGGAGCUCUCUUCUGACUCUCCAUCGGUCCAAACAUUUCCACCAAGCAAAGGAUUUUUAGAGAAUGCAAGCCCUCAGACAAUCCAAGGAACAUCUAGAGCCACCUCAGUUGAUUACAGUUCCUUUGCAGACAGAUGCAACAGCUGGAUUGAGCUCAUUAAACUGAAAGCUCAGACCAUAAGACGAGGAUCAAUUAAGACAACUCCUUCACUAGACAAAGCAAGUCCUCUUGCUGAAGGUCACUUGCGUCUUCGUUCUACCCCAUCCUGCACAGACUCUACUGUCACUGUAGUCAAGAUGACUCCACUCUCUUUCAUCCCUGGAGCAAAAAUAAUCAAAUAUCUGGGCAUCAUCAAUAUGUUCUUUAUCCGUGAGACCACAUCUCUGCGUGAGGAAGGUGGUGUCAGUGGAUUUUUGCACACCUUUAUUGCUGAAGUGUUUGCUAUGGUGAGGGCUCACGUUGCAGCCUUAGGAGGAAAUGCAGUAAUUUCCUAUAUAAUGAAAGAAUGUGUUUUCAUGGAAAAUUCUAAUAAAAAUCAGGCACAGUGUCUUAUAAAUGUUAGUGGAGAUGCAGUUAUCUUAAUACGGGAGUCUGAGCAAGAAGGCGUGCCAAUCCAGACUCAUGGAUCUACAAGCCAAACGCCACAAUCUGGAGGAGCACCCGUUUCUUAAAGCAUGAUAACAUGAAGACUGUCUGACAUUAUCCCACACGUAGCUGAUUACAACAGAAGUUGCUAUUACAUUUAGGUGUCCUGCUCCUUCUUAAUGUAAUUAGGAAUAUACUGCUGUAUGUGAUGGUGCAUAGCUGUGUGUAUUAAGGCAGACUGAUUUACUGUACUGUUUCAUGAGGUUUGCAAUUGUCCACCAUUUUCACCUUUUAUAAAAACAGGGUUGUUUUCUGUAUUUUUGAACCUAAGCAUUUGAGAAGUUAGUUUUGGCAGCUUUUGUACACUAUGGCUUUGUUACCUUAGGAAUUAAAACCAUUCCAGCAAAAGGAAAAAUGUAAUUUUGGACAAGAUCUUAAAAUUUAAAAGCCAGUUAACAUUUUAUGUCAAAUAAAAAAUAAUAAAGCUUCACUAGAGCUUUGUAAGUUUUGAUUACUUAUCAAAAUGCUUUACAGAAAAUUGCAUGGUUCAAUUGUAAAAGUUAACAAUAUCGGUAAUGCGAAAAGUUUCACUUUAUCAGGUUUUGACCUUCUAGUGAUUUAAUUUAUAAAACUUUUUCAAAUUUUAUUAGAUUUAAUCAUAUGGAGCUGGUCAUUCUUCUAGUGUCAUCAUAUAAUUUAUGUACAGUAAGUAUGCAUUGUUUUUCAAAUACACUGGAAAUUUCCUGAAGCAAAAAGUGAUUGAUCCUUAAAUAAAAAUACAAUUUAUAAAUGUAAAAAAAAAAAAAAAAAGUUUAUCAAAAUGAAAUAAUGUUUAUGCAGUAAUAUAUCCAAAGUAGGAAAAUCUUAAAGAACAUAUAUUUUUGGUAACAAAUCACUAUAGAAAAAUAAGGAAAAAAUUACAAAUAAAGUUAUAUAGUCAGAUAAUACUAAUGUAAAUGUGUUUUUCAUCGUACCAGUAUAUAUGGUAAAAACUGGAGUGUGUAUAUUAAAUGUAUAACAACUGGAAGGACUGGAUUACUUGAUAUGUGAUGUUAAAUAAUAUGUCUGAAAGGAUAAACGCGAACAAAAUACAUUAGCACCAGCAAUAAAUAUCCAGUCUACACUUGUGUUCUGAGGAGACCGAAAAAGUUUUUUAGUAGCAUUAGGUCACUAGAUUUUUCCUUAAGACAGUUUUAUCUUGUUAAAAUGUUCAAAGUUGCUUAAUCCCAUUCAGGACUUAUGGGGUUGUUAGAUGGGUUAAUUCAAGGUGUGUUGCAUAAAAGCAUUUUUAGCAUGAAAGUACUGUGAAUAUUUUAUAAGGUGAAAAGGAGAAAACAGUAGUGAGAUUUUAGUGCAAGCUGUUUUUUUUAAUGAUGCAUCAUUGUAAAAUAUAGCUCAAUCAGAGGGUCAGAUUUGUCUUUAAUUGCCAUUAUAAUUUGUUAUAUGCAGAUACAAUAACAUUUCAUAAAUUAUCUAAAUAUGACACUCCCAAAAUUGUGCUAAUUUAUUUUUGCCUACUUUCAAAUCCUUUCUUUUGGUCAAUUGUCAUAUCAUAAUCUGUUUUAGAAUAAAAUUGUACAUACUUUUUUAACAUUUCUUUAGUAAUUCAGGAUAAAUAUGUUUGAGACGUGAAUGUGUAUAUAUAGCCAAUAUAAAUAAACAAUAUGCAGUGUCA
This is a messenger RNA of Polypterus senegalus (gray bichir), 5582 nucleotides long. RefSeq names its product C2 calcium dependent domain containing 5 (gene c2cd5). The record is from RefSeq and is a predicted model, not a curated record. Gene Ontology annotation, molecular function: calcium-dependent phospholipid binding; calcium ion binding. The coding region runs from base 307 to 3993 and encodes 1228 amino acids. The transcript is spliced from 31 exons. Gene Ontology annotation, biological process: protein localization to plasma membrane; positive regulation of protein targeting to membrane; positive regulation of vesicle fusion. Lineage: Eukaryota; Metazoa; Chordata; Cladistia; Polypteriformes; Polypteridae. Gene Ontology annotation, cellular component: plasma membrane.